UGGGGAACGCGGUGCCCCCCAGCAGCAUCACCGAAGGGCGGCAGCAUCGCCAUGGGUUGGCAGGGUGCAGGCAGGCAUCCCCCACCCCGGGGGGGGGCCCUGGGCAGGGCGGCAGCUUCGUGGAGGGUUUCCUUCCUCCUGCCCCAGCCUGCGCACCCGCCAGCCGCCCUGAUCCGCGCCGCUGCAAGCACCUCUCAUGUGACCGCCGGCUUCCUGUGCGCUUCCCGGCCUCGGUGCCGGUGCUUCGGUACGUGCCGUGCCAGGCGCUUGCCCCAACGCUACACCCUUGCCGCCGCCGGGCCCCAGCACCAUGCUGCGCCGCAAGCCCUCCAACGCCGGUGAGAAGGAGCCGGGACACAAGAAGCUCUCCCUCCAGCGCUCCAGCAGCUUCAAGGACUUCGCCAAGUCCAAAGUCAGCUCCCCUGUGCCGAGCGAGAAGGAGUUCAACCUGGAGGAGAACAUCCCAGAGGAUGAGUCCAGCAGCUCCGUCCCCGAUGAUGCUGCACGGAGCAGCGGGAUGAAGCUGAGCAAGAAGUGGCGGGCCGUCAUCUCCCGCACCAUGAACCGCAAGAUGGGCAGGAUGGCCGUGAAAGCACUAGCCGAGGGGAAGCAGGGAGACGUGGAGGAGGAGGGGUCCCUGUGCCCCCUGUCCCCGGCUGGCAGCACCGAGGAGCCAAGCCACGAAAAGGUGCCCCUGUCUUACCUGGAGAUGGAGGAAGACGGGCACCCCUCCGUCAGCCGCCAGCUGUCCAGCGGCAGCGACGUUUCCAGCCCCGGGAGCAGCAACCGGGACAGCCUGCGGCUGGAGGAGAGCGGUCCAGCCUACAGCGGCCCCUUCUGCGGCCGGGCCCGCGUCCACACCGACUUCACACCCAGCCCUUACGACAAGGACUCGCUGAAGCUGCGGAAAGGGGACAUCAUCGGCAUCAUCGAGAAGCCGCCCGUGGGCACCUGGACCGGGCUCCUCAACAACAGGGUGGGCUCCUUCAAGUUCAUCUACGUGGACGUCAUCCCCGAGGAGACGGCCCCUGCCCGCAAGAGCCGGGGCCCCAGCAAGAGCAAGCGGCUCAAGCCCAAGACCCUCCAUGAGCUGCUGGAGCGCAUCAACCUGCAGGAGCACACCUCCACCCUGCUGCUGAACGGCUACCAGACCCUGGAGGACUUCAAGGAGCUGCGGGAGACCCACCUCAACGAGCUGAACAUCACAGACCCCCAGCACCGUGCCAAGCUGCUCACGGCCGCCGAGCUCCUCCUGGAUUACGACACAGCGAGUGAGCCGGAGGAAGGCGACAGCUCCGAAGCCCAGCCUUCGCCCUCGGAGCCCAAGGGGGACAUUCCCCGGGACUCGGGCUGCUUCGAGGGAUCGGAGACCCUAGACAGCAGCCGGGAUGAGGCCGAGCUGGGGGGUCCCGAGGGGCAGCUGCGGGAUCUCUCCCUGGCAGAGUCCUCCUGAGCCCACCCUGCCUGCUGGCACAGCCCACAGCCGCUUCCCGCUCGGGCCCUGGCAGCGGGUCCGGACUGGAGGGGACGGCUGCAGGCGGGAGAAGCAGGUGAAGCCCGGCAGCGGGACUCCUGCGCCGCAGGCAGGUGCUGCGUGGCUGCAGGCAGCUCAGCCCUCGGUCCCCCGAGGCUGCCCCAUUUGCUGCCCCCAGGACAUUUUGCACCGCUGCCCCAACACGGGUGCUCCAGGCACCCUGGGGCACCGCGGUCUCUGCCGAGAUGCCGCAGGCCUGGAUUGCCUCUCCGGGGUUUGCCUCACUUUAUCCACAGCUUUAAGAGCUUCUCCCGGAGCCCUCGCCUACCGAGGCUGGGCUGAGCGUGCCGGAGCCCGCGAGGACAGGGAGAUCCGUGGCAGGCAGGGACGGAGCAAACCCGGCGCUGAGCAGCCGUGUGCGAGAGGGCAGAGGUCCCACCGAGCCCAGCUCCUCGCCGGCAGGGAGGACGCCUGCGCUGCCUUCCUCCAGCGUCUUCCUCGCACAGCCAGGGCAGGCAGGGAAAGGUUUGCUGGGAAGUUUGGGUUGGGGGGGGGGGGAGAGGUUUGGCCGAGCUGAGAGCAGCCCAGCAAGGGCACCGUGAGCCCCCUCCCUCGGCUCGAGGGGAGCCCCAAGGGCUGCCCACAGCUUGCCACCAAGCCUGGUCCGGGGGGGGGCUACGAGAGGGGCUGGAGCGACCACCCUGCUGCCCCACAGGCAGACGGGCUCAGCAAGGUGAGGCUGUCACCCAGCAGGACAGUCCCUGCCAGAUCCCCCAAAGCACUGAG
Molecule: messenger RNA, 2260 nt
Organism: Harpia harpyja (harpy eagle)
Lineage: Eukaryota; Metazoa; Chordata; Aves; Accipitriformes; Accipitridae
Gene: SASH3
Product: SAM and SH3 domain containing 3
Exons: 8
Coding region: 311-1453 (380 amino acids)
Biological process (GO): positive regulation of adaptive immune response; positive regulation of immunoglobulin production; positive regulation of B cell proliferation
Cellular component (GO): cytoplasm; nucleus
Molecular function (GO): protein binding
Source: RefSeq, a predicted model, not a curated record